UCGGUCAAGAUAGGGUUUCUUCACCUCUCGGUCAUGUAUAAUUCAGCCCCAGAGGCUGAGGAUCACCUGGAGAGAGAGUCACACACACGAAAAGGAAGUGUCUGAAGUCACAGAGGUUUCAAGAGGACAGAAGAAGAGGAAAGAGAACAGGCUGGCAGAAAAUGCAGGAGGUGGUGAGGAAACGGCCGAUAAUAUCUGCCAGAGAGAGAGGCCCGGGCCCUGGACGCUACGCUCUGCCCCCUACAGUUGGAUACAUCAACCAUGACUUCACCAAGCCUAGCAGCCCGGCUUACACCUUACACAGCCGCAUGAGCAGCGCCAUGGUCUCUGUGGACUCCAGCCCAGGUCCAAGGUACCACAUUGAUGCCAAGGUCACCAGGUUUGGCAGGAUGGAAACUCCUUCCUACUCCAUGCAGGGCAGAGAAAGACGCACAGGGAAAAAAGGUGAGGUGUUCCAGACUCCAGGGCCGGGGGCCUACAGCCCAGAGAAGGCCCCACCUGUCAAUGCUCACCACAGACCACCAUCCUACACCAUCGGCAGCCGCACCAGAUAUCGCUCUGUGGACGCAGUGCCAGCACCAAACAGCUACAGUCUCCCUCACCUGCUGGGCUGUCAGGUUCCUAACAAGCCCUCCAGUGCCAGUUACAGCUUCUCAAGUCGGAGGAAGGUCGGAGCUCCAGCAGAAGACCUCUCCAUGAGCCCCGGACCAGCAAAAUACAAUAUCAUCAAUCCAGACAUUUACCGCCAGCGUCAGCCCUCCUUCUCCAUGCAGGGCCGGACUAAGAGGCCUAAUUAUUCCUCUGCUAUUCCCGGGCCUGGCACCUACAGCCCGGAGAAGUUGUACAUGCACCUCCCCAAACCCCCUUCAUGCACUAUGGGAAUCAGACACUCUGAGUUUGUUACCCCACUCGUGGUGCAUGUAGUUGACUGAAUGGCCGAACACUUUCUUUACAGCUGACUUGUUUUUAUUCAAUUUUCACACAAAUGCUGAUCUGACACAAAUUAAUGAAGAAGAGGUGAAAUGAGUCACCCUGAUUUAUUAUCACAAUGUGUAAGAGAACAGGUAACAUAAGCAGCUUAAAACACAAACAGCUCUACACAAAAACAAACUGACAGUAUUACAAUAAAUAAUAAAAUAAUUAAAUGUGUGUCCCUUUUAUAAAUAAUACAAACUUAAUAGCUAUAGCCAGCAACCAUAUGGU
Molecule: messenger RNA, 1203 nt
Organism: Notolabrus celidotus (New Zealand spotty)
Lineage: Eukaryota; Metazoa; Chordata; Actinopteri; Labriformes; Labridae
Gene: odf3l2a
Product: outer dense fiber of sperm tails 3-like 2a
Exons: 5
Coding region: 162-932 (256 amino acids)
Cellular component (GO): cytoskeleton
Source: RefSeq, a predicted model, not a curated record